AAAAUAAAUUGAAAAAGAGCAGAGAUAACAAAGAAAGUGCUUGCAGAUCGGAAGUAAAUUCAGUGCGUAAACAAAAUAAAUAUUAUUAUUAAUAGGUGAUCAACACUAUAAAAAAUAAUGUAAUUAAGGUGCAUUGUGCGAAACCAAAAUUUAUUUUUGUUGAGCUGUAAAUCUGCAAGAUUGAACAAAAAUUUGUGGUUUAUGUCGGGGAAAGCGAUGUGAAUUCAGAAACUCGUUGUAGUUGAGCGCAUAACAACAACUCAAUUCUUUGGAUUCUGGGGGAGAAAGUGUGAGCAAGCAUCUUAGCCACUGAUGCCGUCCGGAGAUAAGUCAUUGCCAACGGAGUAUCCUUCCUGCAGACGUCCAAAUUGAUUUGGUUUAAGUAAUCUCGCCACAUCUUGCCAAUCAACCAACGCCAUGAGCAUACGCACAAGGGCACUAGUCUUUUCAACAUUCUUCGGGAGCUGCAUCGCAAUCGGACUUCUUCUGGUCAGUUUGACCACAAACCAUUGGGUGCGCGCCUACCCGAAGCGCUUAAAUUCUACAGAUUCAAAAGGCGAUAUAAAUUUUGGUUUAUUUUAUGGCAACAAGGACCUCAACUAUGGAUUCGGUGUGCGCUCUACACCUAUAAUUGUUUACACCUUCGAUCAAAACGGACCAGAAACAAUGAACUUCUGGCUUUGGUUAAUCACAGCUUUGGGUACCGGCUUUGGUUUACUGGGCUCUGCGAUUUCAGCCAUUGCAGCCGUUUUAAAAGCCGCUUCUGCGGCAAAACGCCCUGGAACUAUGGUACUACUUUUCGCUUCAAACAUUUCAGCCGCAGGAGCACAAGUGAUCGCUUUUAUUUGCUGGCUUGUUCAAUUCUAUAAAUACUUACAGCAGAAUGUGCUUGCAGCACAGGAUAGUAAUUGGUAUAGUCAGGGUUUAGCUUUUUUGGGUUAUAGUUUUUAUUUGGUCAUUGUGUCUACAUUUGUUGUUAUACUAAAUGUUUUCAUACUGUUGCAUGCCAAACGUAGUGAACAACGCGAUCGCCAAAGACUCGAGCCACCUAGCGAGGAGAAGAAUCAAAGCGCCAUAAUGCUCUACUAAAAGAAUGCGCCAAAUACUAAGAGAAGAAAUUGUUUAGAAAAAACUAGCUGAUGCUAAUUGGCUGGCUAUAUAAUGGAUUAGAAUGCGUAAUAUUUUAUACCAUAAAGCAAAAUUUCCUAACAAAGGAUAAAAGUUAUGCAUACAUAUUUAUACAUGUAUACAAAUUUAUUUGUACAUAUGUUACAGGUAGGUUUUAUUUAAAAAAGCACUUCCAAUUUUGUGGAAAUAUCUAAAGAAUAUUAUAAAACAAUGGACUGCCUUCUACUUGAAAUUGCAUUUGUUUUUAUCUCGCGUUUCCUCGAUAUCUCUACUUACAAAUAAACUAUUUUUAAGAAGUACUUGUAUACAUAUGUAUCUGUAUUCCUACUUUAAUACAUGUACGGUUUUUUCGAAUUCAAAUAUUUUUAUAGCAAUAAAUUUUUUAAAAUGAAUUAAA
Rhagoletis pomonella (apple maggot) is the source of this 1525-nucleotide messenger RNA. RefSeq lists its product as uncharacterized. Lineage: Eukaryota; Metazoa; Arthropoda; Insecta; Diptera; Tephritidae. The transcript is spliced from 4 exons. Bases 418 to 1089 code for a protein of 223 amino acids. The record is from RefSeq and is a predicted model, not a curated record.